Messenger RNA from Limulus polyphemus (Atlantic horseshoe crab), 2778 nucleotides. RefSeq lists its product as uncharacterized. Bases 166 to 1182 code for a protein of 338 amino acids. The record is from RefSeq and is a predicted model, not a curated record. The transcript is spliced from 3 exons. NCBI's taxonomy places the organism in Eukaryota, Metazoa, Arthropoda, Merostomata, Xiphosura, Limulidae.
UCAAGCUCGUGGCGCGUGGUUUUAGGUCUGUCUCUUACCUCGUGUCUCAUCUCAUCAGCAGUGGUAUUUUAAGCACGCCGUUGAGUGACCAUGGAAGCUGACUUCCAUUAGAGGUUAUUUCCUGGAAGCAGUUGUAACCUUUACAGGUCGAAUACGUUUACCAUUAUGCCACAAAGGCUGAACUUUGCCUUCAAGAAACCUAUAGUGGUCUUUACUUUCCCGGGAAUGUAUCUGGUCUAUAAAAUCAACGAAUUUAAGCGGCAACUUCAAGAACAGAACAGAAGAGAGAUAACUGAGAGAGAACUGGCCCAUUUGAACCACAAGAUAGACAAACUUCUUGUAAAACUGGAAGAGCAUGAACCUGAGAUGGCUAAGUCACGUGACGAGGAGUGUGCUAUCUGCAUCAACGCCAGGGCUACCAUGCAGACCUUCCCCUGUGGGCACCGAGUUGUAUGCAGAAAAUGUUUUGUUAAGACUAUACAGAUAGCCGUGUCUCAGAGGAUUCUGCCACUUCGGUGCGUCGUGUGCCGAGCUCGAAUCUUGCGCAUCAAACAAACCACUUCCGGAGGAACUCCGGUGCCACCUUCCCGCCGAGCUGCAAUGUUGAUGACUUCUCGAGAAGCUCUUCAGAAUGGCCAAGAUGCGCCAAUGGCUGCCGUUCUAUCAGGAUCUCAAGGCUUCUUCGCACCUGCCGUCAAUCCUGUAAAAUUGAAGCCCACCAGCUUUAAAAAUAUGAAGUACAAAGUCGCUGUAUCUCCUAGUCCCAAGAAUACUUCAACCAAUAAAAACAAUGGAGAUCAAGGACCUCCGGCAGAAGAAAAGUUACCACUAAUUCGUCAUAAAAAACCAUUGAAAGUCCUAAAUGUAGUGCCAGAUAGAAGUCCUGUUCAAUGGGCAGAAGCUAGAUCAAAGCACUCUGUGGUCAUCCGUGCGCCAAAACAUCGACGGCGUCAUCAAGUUCAUGUUAGUACACCUGCGCAACUGUUCCCUAUCGAAGAACAUGACGAACAAGAAACCCUGGAGAUCAAAGGGCAGAUUCACAAUCUCGAUAUAUCAGAAGACACAUCUGAAACGUGUCCCCUGACAGGACACGGCAGACACGCCUCACGUGGGAGGUUGUCUGCCUUCCAGCAUCUCCGAAGUAGGUCUCCGUUGAAGGUAUUCAGGUCCAUUGCAAAAUAAACCAUGAUCUAGAGAUUCAUAAUAGUAAAAACUGUAGCAAGUCUUCCCAGCAAAACUCCAAACCUGUGACUCAAUAGAUCAUAGUAGUCUUCUCAGCAAAACUUCAAACCAGUGACUCAAUAGAUCAUAGUAGUAUUCCCAGCAAAACUUCAAACCCGUGACUCAAUAGAUCAUAGUAGUCUUCUCAGCAAAACUUCAAACCCGUGACUCAAUAGAUCAUAGUAGUUCCCUGGAAGAUCACCAAGUCUUUGUGACAUAGUAAACGUUAGUAGAACUUUUUGAUUCUCUUCACUUCCAUGAUGAAAAUAACACGUCACAGAUCCCUGGGUCUUCGGGUUCGUAGCGAAACCAACUACAGGAUUUUUCUUUGAAGAUCUUUAGACGUCUAAAACUUUAAGUUCUAAAAAUUCUUUCUUCAAGAUCAUCAAGUCCCUAAAAUAUGUCAUAGUUGAUUUUUCCAAAGGAUCUUCUUGUCCUUGAAAACAGAUUUUCUUCAUGUGAAUGACGAAAUGAACUUGUAACAGUUAUCAUCCAAAGAUUUUCAGAUCACUUUUAAAUUUAACUUUUCUGACCUCGUCUAGUGACGGGCAUAGAAAGUCACACCUCAGCAACGAAGAAAAAGAAUAAAGCAAUAAAUACGAACAAUGCUUGUAUAAUAACAUAUUUUAAAACUGUUUAAAAAUAAUAAGAAAUUUAUUUAAAUUACUGUUGAUGUUUUGUAAAACCAGAACCCUAACAACCUAUCUCAAAGACUAUUAUUUUUUGAUUGAAACUAUAGUGUAAUUGCACAUCAAAAUCUCUACCCAUUUUACAACCGCAAUGCCAGCAGCUUUAAAUUCAGGCAGAACUUAAGUUCAAGCAUCUUAAUAACUAUGUUGUUUUGCAAUACAUGUAAUUAAAAUCGCUCAUUUUUCUUUAAUUAGGGGAGUGCCUUAUUGACAAAAUAGCCUUAUUUCAGCCUCAGACAGAUUUGUUUUUCUUUUAUGAAUUUAUUUAUCCGUUGUAUCUCUCUAACACUGUUUUAAAUAAGGUGCAUAUCGCUUCUAUCAUUUUCUUAGUAUUCAAAUUUUGUUUUUCGUAAAAUUCCAAACGUAUACUUUUGAGAACGUAGAAAAGCCAACUCAAUAGUACGACUGAGUGUAACUUAGUGAUUAAUAUGCCAAACUGUGGCUUCUAGAGUCCCUGAUUCGCGUCCCUUGACCCCCAAAAAACGUGCUGUACGGCAUUACGGUAAAAUAUAAAUUACUUUAGGAAUGAAUUCGUGUAUUCGAGAUUAUUCUAGUAACACUCAAGUUUUAGUGUACUUAUUUAACCGGAGUUACUUUUAAUCCGUCUGGUGAGCCCCCCAGUGGCACAGCGGUAUGUCUGCGGACUUACAACGCUAGAAUCCGGGUUUCGAUACUCGUGGUGGGCUGAACACAGAUAGCCCAUUGUGUUGCUUUGUGCUUAACUUCAAACAAACAAACUGUCUGGUGAAUUAAGUAAUUGUAACGACGUUAUGAUGUGGGCAAUAUAUCAAUUCCAAAUGUUUUUUUUUUGUUUUUUAAUUUCGCGCAAAGCUACACGAGGGCUAUCUGCGCUAGCCGUCCCUAAUUU